Cotesia glomerata is the source of this 1749-nucleotide messenger RNA. Its product is annotated as glucose dehydrogenase [FAD, quinone]-like. The transcript has 3 exons. Gene Ontology annotation, molecular function: flavin adenine dinucleotide binding; oxidoreductase activity, acting on CH-OH group of donors. NCBI's taxonomy places the organism in Eukaryota, Metazoa, Arthropoda, Insecta, Hymenoptera, Braconidae. The record is from RefSeq and is a predicted model, not a curated record. Bases 205 to 1644 code for a protein of 479 amino acids.
CAGUGUUACUGUUUAAAUUAAAUUUAAAACUUAUAGAUCUUACUGUUGGAAGCGGGAAUUGAAGAACCGGAAGUUACUGGUGUCCCAGCAUUCGCGCCGAUAUUAACUUCUACUAAUAUUGAUUGGCAGUAUCAAACCCAACCGGAUAAAUUUUCUUGUCGGUCAAGAACAGGUCAAGUUUGUGCUUGGGCACGUGGAAAGGUGAUGGGCGGCUCGAGCUCCAUAAAUUACAUGCUUUACGUACGAGGAAAUCGUGGUGACUAUGACGAAUGGGCUAGUCUCGGAAAUUACGGAUGGGAUUACGACAGCGUAUUACCAUAUUUCUUAAAGUCUGAAAAUAAUGACGAUCCGGACAUUGUCAAAAAGAAUCCAAAGUACCAUGGAACAGGUGGAUAUCUAAACGUCGAGAGAUUUUCUUACCAAGACAUAAAUUCCCACAUUCUAUACAACUCUUUGAAAGAACUGGGCUAUCCGGAGGUCGAUUCGAAUGCUGAAAACCAAUUGGGAUUGAUGGAAGUCCAGACAACGAGCAACGACGGAAUGCGAAUGAGCACAAACGCGGCUUUCAUCCGCCCGAUUAGACAAAAACGGAAAAAUUUGGUCAUCGAAACUCAAGCUCACGUGAUUAGAGUAGUAAUAGAUCCAAAAACAAGAGUUGCGAUUGGCGUUGAGUACUUGUCAACCAAAACUGGGUUCACCAAAAUGGCGUUUGCUUCCAAAGAAGUGAUUCUAUCAGCCGGGUCGUUGAAUUCUCCCAAAAUUCUGAUGCUUUCCGGAGUCGGACCAGAGCAAGAUUUAAAAUAUUUGGGAAUCCCGGUAAUCUAUAAUUCCUACGUGGGUUACAAUCUCCAAGAUCACGCGACCCUCGACGGCGUUAUCUUUGAUUUGAGCAACAAAACAAGCGUUUCAGCAGACUAUGAUGAGAUGGUGAGAGACAUAGAGUAUUACCAGCACUCCAAAAGCGGCCGGCUAUCCACAAUGGGCCCGAUAACCAUAAACACCUUCAUCCAAACGCGCUUCGAAGAAUCCUUCACCAGACCUGACAUUCAGUACAGUUACGAACCUAUAAACGUCGAAGAAUUCUACAAAGAUCCAAUCCAGUUCAGGGAAACUGCUGCCUUUCCAAUUACUUACUACAACGGCAUAAUGGCUAAGCCAAUUUUGCUGGCGCCGAGAAGCCGCGGGCUUCUAAGGCUGAACUUCACCGAGCCCAUUUGGGGAGGCCCGGAAAUUUACCCGAAUUUCUUCACCGCUUACCCCGAUUUGGACACACUGAUUGAUGGGAUAGAAAUUUCAUUGGAGCUGCUCAACACACAAUCUUUCAUUGAAAAUGGCUGGAGACUAAGAGAAGAACCUCUGCCGGGUUGCAUACAUUUGCCCUUUGGAACGCGCCAGUACUGGGCUUGCGUGAUUAUGGAGUACACGGGAACCAUUUACCAUCCUGUUGGCACGUGUAAAAUGGGGCCGAAGAGUGACAGAUCAGCAGUUGUUGACCCGCAAUUACGGGUCUACGGAGUGGCUUCUUUGCGUGUUGUAGACGCUUCUAUCAUGCCUAAGAUUGUCAGAGGAAACACUAAUGCACCUGUUAUAAUGAUAGCUGAAAAAGCCAGCGACAUGAUUAAGUCUCAUUGGUUAGGCAAAUGACUUUUAUCCUCAUUAGCUUCGUUAUCAUCAAUAGUCAUUAAAGUCUGACCUUUCGACAUUUAUUACUCUUUUAAUCACCUUGUUGUUUUUCACACACUUUUUUUA